AUCCAGGCGCCUCCCGCAGCGCCCCCGUGGCUGUCGGAGAGAUGGAGAUGCAAUCCUACUGCACCAAGCUCCUGGGAGAGCUGAACGAACAGCGCAAGAGGGACUUCUUCUGCGACUGCAGCAUCAUCGUGGAAGGGCGCAUCUUCAAGGCCCACAGGAACAUUCUCUUCGCCAACAGCGGCUACUUCCGAGCCCUGCUCAUCCACUACAUCCAGGACAGCGGGCGGCACAGCACCGCCUCGCUGGACAUCGUCACCUCCGAGGCCUUCUCCACCAUCCUCGACUUCCUCUACUCCGGGAAGCUGGACCUGUGUGGCGAGAACGUGAUCGAAGUGAUGUCGGCCGCCAGCUACCUGCAGAUGAACGACGUGGUGAACUUCUGCAAGACCUACAUCCGAUCGUCGCUGGAUAUCUGCCGAAAGAUGGAGAAGGAGGCCGCGGUGGCAGCGGCCGUGGCAGCAGCAGCGGCGGCAGCAGCGGCGGCGGCAGCUGCUCACCAGGUGGACGGCGGGAGCCCCAGCUCAGGCCGGGAAGGGGCCGCCUGCGAUGCCAAGAGCCUGGUGUCCUCCUCGGCCGAGGGGGAGAGUUCACACUGUCCCCGAGAGCCCUCUUGUGGGGACUGCAGAGACUGCCACCCGCUGGCCCUGGUGGUGAAAGACCACCUGGGCGGUGGCUGUUCCUCCUCGGACCCUGACCUGUCGGCCCUUUCCAAACCAGUGGAGCCCAAGGUGGAGCUGGACGCCGACGAAGUGGAGGUGGAGGUGGGCGAGCCCCUGCCACAGUACGCGGCCCCGCUGAGCCUGGCACACGUGGAGGAGGGCUUGCCCAGUGGCCCAGCCGUGGACCUGGCUUACAGUAACUACCACAUGAAGCAAUUCCUCGAAGCCCUCCUGCGCAACAGCGCUGUCCAGAGCAAAGAGGACGCAGAGCAUCACUUUGCCCGGAGUCUGGAGGGAAGACCGGAGGGGGCAGGCAUGGCCAUGAGUUCCAUGAUGGAAGUCCAGACUGACUGGUAUGGAGAGGACUCAGGCGAAGUGCUGGUGGUGCCCAUUAAGCUCCACAAGUGUCCUUUCUGCCCUUACACUGCCAAGCAGAAGGGUAUCCUGAAACGUCACAUCCGCUCCCACACAGGUGAGCGGCCCUACCCCUGCGAGACAUGUGGGAAGAGGUUUACACGCCAGGAGCACCUUCGGAGCCACUCCUUAAGUGUUCACAGAUCCAACCGUCCAAUCAUCUGCAAAGGCUGCCGGCGAACCUUCACAAGUCAUGUGUCACAGGGGCUGCGGCGCUUCGGGCUGUGUGACAGUUGCACCUGUGUGACUGACACGCAUGAUGAUGACGACGACUUGAUGAUGCCCAUCAACCUGAGCCUGGUGGAAGCUUCUUCCGAAAGCCAAGAGAAGAGCGACACAGACAAUGACUGGCCAAUCUAUGUUGAAUCGGGGGAGGAGAACGAAGUGGCGGGAGAUGAUUCUGAGGACAGACCACAGAUGCAGCCCAACUUUUCAGAUCGAGAGACUCUCACGUAG
This is a messenger RNA of Suncus etruscus (white-toothed pygmy shrew), 1529 nucleotides long. RefSeq names its product zinc finger and BTB domain containing 8B (gene ZBTB8B). The record is from RefSeq and is a predicted model, not a curated record. Gene Ontology annotation, biological process: regulation of transcription by RNA polymerase II. Gene Ontology annotation, molecular function: DNA-binding transcription factor activity, RNA polymerase II-specific; protein binding; RNA polymerase II cis-regulatory region sequence-specific DNA binding. Bases 42 to 1529 code for a protein of 495 amino acids. Lineage: Eukaryota; Metazoa; Chordata; Mammalia; Eulipotyphla; Soricidae. The transcript is spliced from 3 exons.